AUGAUUUCUUCACAGACAGCCCCAUUCAAGGUCGUCAUUUGCGGUGCCGGCAUUGCUGGGCUCUGCGCGGGCAUCGGGCUGGCUAAGCAGGGCCAUAGCGUGACUAUCCUGGAGAGCGCGCAAGAGCUGGCUGCUGUCGGCAUCGGCAUUCACAUCCCUCCGAAUGCGACAUUGGUGCUGAGGCACUUCGGAAUCCUUGAGAAGUUCUCAGAGGAUGCCAUCCAUCCUACGAGUUUCGUUUUCCGGCGGUGGGCUGACGGCUCGGUCAUUGGCAAAGUUCCCGUUCGGCGCCCAGCUCAGGACGAUUCUGCGCCGUACUGGAGCAUAAGGAGGUCUGACUAUCAGCGCCAUCUUUAUGAAGCCGCGGUCGAAGCUGGUUGCCAGGUCCGCUUGGGCGCCCGCGUAGAGGCAUUGAACGAAGAUAUUCCGUCGGUGGCUUUGACCGGUGGAGAAAUCCUCCAUGCCCACUUGAUCGUCGUGGCCAAUGGAAUCAAGUCAAAGCUACGUGAUUUCGUGAUUCCCGAGGAGGACGUCUCCAUGGUUAUCAACCCGUUAUCUUCAUAUCGUGCAUACCUGGACAAAGCUGAUCUGCUCUCCGACCCAAUCACGGCGCCAGUUUUCCAAGAGACUGCCACAAACGUGUGGGCCGGAUACGGUCGCCACGUCAUCGUCUACCCAUGUGGAGGCAACGUGUUCACGCUCGGUGCCACACAUCCUGCAAAGGAACUCGAAGCCAUGGAGUGGAACCGCUCUGCAAACCCAGAACAAGCUCAAGAAGAGUACCGUGACUGGAAUCCUGUGGUAAGUCGAGUCCUAUUUCAUGCCAAGGACGUCAAGAUAUGGAGGCUGGCCGAGGUCCCGCGCCUGCCGAGGUGGACAAGCAAGUCCGGCAAGGUAGUGCUUAUGGGUGACACAGCACAUGGCAUGGUUCAAUUCCUGGCUCAGGGUGCAGCCAUGGCAACCGAGGACGCAGCAGCACUUGCGGAAUGCGUGGAUAGGGCAAAGUCGUCCAGCCACAUACCGGCGGUCCUUCGAGCUUAUGAACGAAGUCGAAAGUGGAGAUGUGAGAUCGUUCAAGCUCAGUCCAGACGCAACGGAGACAUGCUGCACAUGCCAGACGGAGAGGAACAAGAGAACAGAGACAGGAAGAUGGCAGGGCUGGCGCAGAGUGGAAUGUGGGAAGCCGACACCGGUCCGAUGAUAGAUGCGGACUUUCGAAAGUUCCUAUAUGGACACAAUGUCGUCCAGCACACAAGGAAAAUCCUGGAUUUGCUGAAGCUCUGA
This is a messenger RNA of Endocarpon pusillum Z07020, 1284 nucleotides long. RefSeq lists its product as uncharacterized. NCBI's taxonomy places the organism in Eukaryota, Fungi, Ascomycota, Eurotiomycetes, Verrucariales, Verrucariaceae. The coding region runs from base 1 to 1284 and encodes 427 amino acids. The transcript is spliced from 4 exons. Gene Ontology annotation, biological process: secondary metabolite biosynthetic process. Gene Ontology annotation, molecular function: FAD binding; monooxygenase activity. The record is from RefSeq and is a predicted model, not a curated record.